UUCUCUCUUGUCCCUGCGGCUUUGGAUGUUUUUGUCAGCCCUCGGAGGACAGCGGAGACAGGCGUUGCUAGGCUAGUAUCUGUACACUGGACUUGAAUGAAUGGAACAGUCACAUUGGUCACAAAAUUGCUUCUCUCGACAAAGCUAAAGAAACAACCUGAACUCAGAAGUCACGUCAGCUGUCCAUGUGCUCUCUGUGAGUCAAACAGCAGAUUUGCUGGUGUCGUUCUUCUGUGGUCAAACCAUCUGCAAAGAAAACGGCAUCAUACUUUGGGACAUUCCCUGGAUAUUGAAAGAAUAUUGUGCUGUUGCCGUAGUGACUCUCCAGAGGGACCUCGAUUGACAGGUCUCCCUCCAGAGGAACUCUGAGGGGUCGCCACCGAAAGGAACAUGUGCUAGAAGUUAUACAUCUGUCCUAAACGACUGGUCGGCUUUGACUCUAGAAGAUGAACAAUGAGGAUGAAUUCUACGAUGCCGUCACAGGCCUGGAUUCGGACGAGUCGUAUGAAGGGGUGUCGGAGGCCAGUUACAAAGAUGCGGUGGUGUUUGAUGGCAGCAGUCAGAAGAACAACGGAUCGGUGCCACAGGAGAAUGGCAUCAAGAAACACAGGACGUCAUUACCUGCGGUCAUGUUUUCUAGAAACACUAUCAGUGUCUGGAGCAUCCUGAAGAAAUGCAUCGGACUGGAACUCUCUAAGAUCACAAUGCCCAUCGUCUUCAACGAGCCUCUGAGCUUCCUGCAGAGAAUUACAGAAUACAUGGAACACACUUACCUCAUCAACAGAGCCUGCUCGCUGUCCAACUCCAUAGAACGCAUGCAGGCAGUAGCAGCUUUUGCUGUGUCAGCAGUUGCGUCUCAGUGGGACAGAACUGGGAAACCCUUUAACCCUCUGCUGGGAGAGACCUAUGAACUCACCAGGGAGGAUCAGGGUUUCCGGCUGGUGUCGGAGCAGGUAUCCCAUCAUCCCCCAGUCAGUGCCUUCCAUGCAGAGAGUCUGGUCGGGGACUUUGUCUUCCACGGUUCCAUCUACCCCAAACUCAAGUUCUGGGGAAAGAGCGUCGAGGCUGAGCCUAAAGGAACCAUCACACUAGAGCUACUCAAGCACAACGAGGGGUACACAUGGAGUAACCCUUUCUGCUGUGUACACAAUAUCAUCCUUGGCAAACUAUGGAUAGAGCAGUAUGGCACAGUGGAAAUAGUCAACCACAGCACUGGAGACAAGUGUGUGUUGAAUUUCAAGCCCUGUGGCAUGUUUGGCAAAGAGCUUCACAAAGUGGAGGGAUACAUCCAGGAUAAGAGUAAAAAGAAGCACUGUGUAAUCUAUGGAAAGUGGACCGAGUGCAUGUGGAGUGUCGACCCUCAGGCCUAUGAGGCCCACAAGAAGUCAGAGAGGAAAGGAGACAACAGGAAGCACAAAAAUGAGGAGCAGGAGGGAGCAGAGAACGAUGACGCAGACGACAUGCCCGACGUCCAGGAGACGGUUUCUGUUGUACCAGGAAGCACUUUGCUGUGGCGGAUAGAAUCCAGACCAGCACACUCUGCUGUGAUGUACAACUUCACCAACUUUACAAUGUCUCUCAAUGAGCUGGAGCCUGGCAUGGAGGCUAUCUUGCCCCACACAGACUGUCGCUUCAGGCCUGACAUCAGAGCCAUGGAGAAUGGCAACAUGGAUGAGGCCACUAAGGAGAAGGAGAGACUGGAGGAGAAACAGAGAGCUGCCAGAAAGGAGAGAGCCAAGGAUGAGGAUGAGUGGUCCACUAGGAACAGCCAUGUAAACAGAACAGAUGAACAGUCAAGGUGGUUCCAGAUGGGCACCAACCCAUACACCAACUCCCAGGGCUGGCUUUACACCGGUGGCUACUUCAAUAGGAACUACCAGGACCUACCUGAUAUCUACUGAUAGCCCGCUAGCCUUCAUCCUCCUCCUCUUCCUCCUCUAGAACCUGCAAUGACCUGCCUGUCAAGACAUGGAGAGAAAUGUUAAGACCUACCCUGCCCGUCUUCAUCUCACUGCCUUCAUCAUCAUCCUCAUCCUGAUCUUUAAAGUGACCAAUACACACCCAGCGCAAAUUGGAAAGACUUAAAAAGAGUCCAGAUGCCCGUCACUUCUCUCAAACAGCGGCCUGCUUGAUGUCGAUGGAGUCUUCAGGCCUUCACUUCAGUUUUGUUCUCACCAUGUGUGAUUUUGUCACAUAACGAUCAGCAAACGUUUCCCAUCUCUCUGCCCCGGCAUUGUUUAGAGCACAAAAAUCAUUUUAUUCCUGACCGAACGCGGCGGCAGAGAGGUGGUACGUGUGAAACGACCGUUAACGGCCGACUAACUCACAGAUCCAAUCUGAAUGUUUUAUGUCUUUACCAAUCAAACUCUCUCCUCCGAGAACCCACCUGCCAAGCCUCUGGACGGCGACAUUUAAAGCAUGUCAAAUGUGUCAUUAAUGAGUAAAAUAUGAGUAGAAACAUGAAGUAAAACAUAAUAAUCACAUAGAUGGAUGUGUGGACAUGGACGGACAUCCAGUCAACAUGGAAAUCAGGGAAGCGAAUGCUCCUUUGACUGAAGAUGAAUCUUGAGGAAGUGGUUUUUUUUUUUUUUUUCGUCUUCUUUUUUUAAACACUCAAAAAAUAAAUAUAGGUGACAUUGUACUCUUUAAGGAACAAAGUUAUAAAGAAAUACUGUUGCUCAAGAUAAA
This is a messenger RNA of Perca fluviatilis (European perch), 2688 nucleotides long. Its product is annotated as oxysterol-binding protein-related protein 2-like. The coding region runs from base 447 to 1901 and encodes 484 amino acids. Lineage: Eukaryota; Metazoa; Chordata; Actinopteri; Perciformes; Percidae. The transcript is spliced from 15 exons. Gene Ontology annotation, cellular component: cytosol; membrane; intracellular membrane-bounded organelle. The record is from RefSeq and is a predicted model, not a curated record. Gene Ontology annotation, molecular function: cholesterol binding.